Messenger RNA from Colletotrichum chrysophilum, 537 nucleotides. RefSeq lists its product as uncharacterized. The record is from RefSeq and is a predicted model, not a curated record. The transcript has a single exon. The coding region runs from base 1 to 537 and encodes 178 amino acids. NCBI's taxonomy places the organism in Eukaryota, Fungi, Ascomycota, Sordariomycetes, Glomerellales, Glomerellaceae.
AUGACAGCUCCUGGUGACGAAGAGAGCUUCCGCCGCCUUCUGGAAGAAAUGUCAGGCGGCUCCCGAGAUUAUGGUAUUCGAAAGACACUGGAUCAGAGAGUUCGCGCCUACUUCCAGAGCCUUGACAUCGGACGCCCCGACGAAAUCGCGAGUUGGUACGCCAACAACGUCAUCCGAAUAACGAAUACACAGGUGCCCGGAGGCAUAUUUAAGGGCACGGCAGAGGUCCUCGCCAGUCACCAGAAUGAUUAUUCGAAUCAAAGGAGAGGAGGAUGGUCUGCUAUUACAGUCCCCUCCUGGGUCAUUGUUGACCGAGGAAGAAUCACCUGCCGCAUCGAGCGAUUCUUCUACAAAGAUAUCUGCAAAGAGGUAAGAAAGUACACCAGUGUCUUGGUAUUUGAUCUGGACUCGACCGGACAUGUGAAGAGGGUCGAGUACAGACGGAUCAAAUACUCCAUCGAGGACGGACCCGUUGAGGAGCUUAUUGAGGAGGCGAAAGCGAAGCAGGAAGACAUGCAGACCUCCCUCGAGGCCUGA